Ascochyta rabiei is the source of this 1266-nucleotide messenger RNA. RefSeq lists its product as uncharacterized. NCBI's taxonomy places the organism in Eukaryota, Fungi, Ascomycota, Dothideomycetes, Pleosporales, Didymellaceae. The record is from RefSeq and is a predicted model, not a curated record. The transcript is spliced from 2 exons. Bases 1 to 1266 code for a protein of 421 amino acids.
AUGGCGGACCCCAAGCGCAAGGCGUAUCGGACCAGAUCUGGCUUUGGCGACAAUGCGCCUCCGGGUGCCAUGUCAUUCCCUAGCAAAGCGAACUUUACUGCUGUCGAGCUACUCACAUUCUUUCCGAACACCAUCUAUCGCGCCGACGUUAUAUAUCGGAUGAUCUCGAACAGUGGCACACGAAAGUCCAUCUGGGCGAUUGUCAAUAGUCAUCGUGAUCUGGAAAACGAAUGGAGCGCCAAUUGUUGCGGAGAGGCCAUGUAUAAGACGAUGCAGAAGGCAGGCUACACACACUGGACCAUCAAGAAACACGACCAAUGGCAUGCCCGUAGAACAACUUCGUGGGACAGAAGUAGUCUGGCGAUGGACAACCUUCAGACAGCGCAGAGAGUGACGGCGAAGGAUGUGCUGUUCGAAGACCUUGCUGCAGACGUAAGGAUGAUGCCAGAAGGAGACGAUGCACUGGAUCUAACAAGAAUGGUGCAAUACUGUGUGCAGAACUCUGAAGGUGGGUGGAGGUACCCAGUAGAUUACGAAGAGCUGCUGGAGCUGCUGGGAGGUCCGGCUAAGGUGCGAGGUGAGAACAGUGAUGAAAUGGUUUUCAGAAGAUGGGAGAACAAAAGACCACCGCCACCCUUACCAAGGCCCGCACUGUCGCUACAAGGGACCGGACUGCCUGAUGCACGGAAGGCGCUGAAGGGGAACAGUCUGGAUAAAAGGAGAUCAGUUACAAGAACGAGGUUGGGAAGCGUGUCACUGAAGGCAGGUCCCUUGUACAAACGCAGGACCGUGAGAGAAGAGAGUGCACAAACGGGACCAGAAGAUGCAGCGGAUAUGGAGGUUGUCGAUGUGUCAGAAACAGACGGGAGAUACGGCACGCCCUAUGUGCGACAGCCAGCUGAAUACGUGCCACCGACACCCUGCAUAGUGAGAGCUCCAGCGGCAUCGACUCUUGCGCAGGUCUUCCAAGCUGAAGGCGCUGUUGGAGAGUUUGACUCCUACAACGCGUACGCUUUCGGAGGUCCUCGCCUCACCCCGCCAUAUCGCUCCCUCGGUCAGAUCACACAACCUCACCCGUGGGACAUCAGCGGAUGGGCAGAGAACCUGAGGUGGGCAUUUGAGCAGCGGAUCCUGUUCGCUCUGAGCUCCCCAGAAGCUUCCACGUGGAACGAGAGUCCGGAACACAUGGCCUGUAUCGAGCGCGCGCGGACGCAGCGUAUCUGGGCGUCAGAUGAGCUGCUCGAGCAGAUAUUGGAGAGUAAUUAG